Molecule: messenger RNA, 5448 nt
Organism: Babesia bigemina
Lineage: Eukaryota; Apicomplexa; Aconoidasida; Piroplasmida; Babesiidae
Exons: 1
Coding region: 1-5448 (1815 amino acids)
Source: RefSeq, a predicted model, not a curated record
AUGACCUUCUUAAACCAUCCUAAUAACUUGUGCCUUGUCACCCUUCACUUCCCUCCUUCCACCUCUUGCCACUGCCCUGACCAUGUGCCGCCUAGGGAGCUUGGCAAGAAAUUUUGUAAAAUUUUGAACCUCAAAAAUACCUCAAAUAACAACCCUACUAACAUCCUUAAUAACUUUUGUUCCGGCCUCGAGAAAUUCCUCGGCUUCGACUCUACUUCCAAAGGCUACGAUGGCAGUGGCAUUGUGUACUCUGACCUGGAUAGGCUGUGUGACGGGGUGAUGGGAUUUUUGAGUGGUGUUCUCAGUAACAUCAAAGAGCAUUUAGGGCAGCAUAAAAAUACUUUAAAUGAAGCAAUUACAUCACUUAACACCAAUAAACACGGCGGUAAAAUAGGUUUUAAUAUUGCGAUUGGACAGGUGGUCGAAGGGGUGCGGGGGUAUAAUGAUGCCGUCUCAGUGUCUAAUAACCUCGUCAAACAAGAAGUAAAAAAACUCAAUGAUAAGGUAAGUAAUGCAUUUUUGAAAGACGUAGAUAAUGUUUUAGCAGACGUGAGAGAUAAGCGUGGUAAUCUCAUACCGUACCAAGAUAAGCAAGUGAAGCAGGCCGUCGGACAGAUUGACGCCAAGUUGGAAGAGUGCAAACAAAAUGCUCAGACAUUCAUUAAUAACUUAGACACUGAACGUAGCGUACUUAAAACAUCAAUUAAUGACUUAAAUAGCGAUUUGAAACAUAAGCUUGAGAACGUGCGUAGGACAGUUGAGUAUGAGAGCGAGCGGCUGGGGAGGGUGAAGGAGCAGGAAAGCAAGGAGUUGAAAAAGACUAUUGAGAAGAUUGGUGAAGUGAUGAGCACUUUGAAAGUGGAUGUGGAUUGUAAAAUCGGUGAGGACGUGAAAAAGUUUGUGGAUGAACUGAGGAAGAGAGUUACGCCUAUCAAGAAGAAUUUGGAGAAGAUUGCAACGGAUCUUUCACAAUAUGUUCUAGAGUUGGAGCAGUGGAUAGAAAAAACGCAAAGUUUCAUUCACGGCGUAAGGGAAAAGAGUUUGGAUGCCAUUGUAAAUGAGGCGAACGACAGCCUUACCAGUAAAAAAUAUCCGAUCGAGCAAGAUGCAAAGGAGUUGUUAAAGUGGAAAGAUACCCUUCAUUUUCACAUUGACAACAUCAAAAGUACGCUGCAAGACAAGGUGAGAGAAGUAAAGAGUGCGAUUGGCGUGAUUGGCAGGAAGUUUAAUGACGGUAUCAGCGAGGUGCCAGAUAGUAUUGAGAAAAUAAUGCAGCAUAUAAAGGGUAAAAUAGAAAUCAUUGAGGGGCAUGUGGGAGAUAAAAAAGAUGCGGGAUUGCCAGCCGACCACCGUGAUGCAAGUAUUUAUCAUAACUGGUGUGUUCUUAAAGAGGAAAUUAGAGACCAUGUUGAUCUAAUUGAGGGGCGGAGUGGUAGAAGUAAAGUUCGUAAUGAUAACGGUAUUACACAGAUUAGACAAGGCGUAAUCAAGUAUGCCGCGUUGUUUAAAGAGUCGAAUGGAGAUGACGUUGGUUUUGGGAAAGUAUUAAAGGAAUGGAUACCGGAAAUAGUUAGUAAUGAAGCAGUUAAAGGUUGGAUUGAGAAGUAUAUUGAAGAUAAUACUUGGAACAGUUAUUUUAAUGGAGAGCUGAGUGCUAGGGGACGUGCAAGCGUACGUCCAUAUGUUACGAAGAAAAUUAUUGAGCAAAUAAAGGAUGGUAUCAAUCAAAUUGGACCCCAAAAAACAUUUGCCCAUAAUAAUACAGUCGAUGACUAUUUGUCAUAUGUUAAAAAUUAUCUGAAUAAGUUUUCUGCUGAAGUGAUAAAAAAGGGGGACGAUAUCACUAACACUAUCGACGGCCAGGUACGAUACGAUCGCAAGUUGGUACAGUUUGGCAGCACGGGUCGUCCUAACAACACGCAUCUCACACUCGCCGUCAAAGCCACUGUGGGAGUGUUGGCAGUAUUAGCAAAGCGUGUUGCUGAACAAAUUGCAUCAUUCACUGACGGUGGAGAGAUUAAAGUAGGCGCCAACUUGACGCACAUUUCGAAAAAAGUGACCGAAAUUAAUAAUCAAGUUGACGACAAUGUAAACAACGCCUCACCAGGCGUGGACUACGGCGGCAAAAUCGAUGUGGCUUUACAAGAACUUCAUACUAAAAUUAAGAACCUCCAUGGACAGCUUGGGAUGACACUUGCAACCAGCUCCACAGGAGGUGACACAGACACACUCGCAUCCUAUGUUGACAGGAAUAUCACGGCCAUCGAUACAUACGCCGAUAGUAUUGACAUUGAACACAUUAAGAGCAAUUUAGUUACCUUGUCAAACAAUAUCAACGAACAUCUCGCCACUCUGUCCGACGCCGUUUCUACAAGCACAAAUGCAGUUCGACGGAAAUUGACUGAGUUGCAGAAUGAGCGCAUCGGCAACGCUGCAAAAAGCGGUACCGUAGCAGAAGAUACUCUUCAGGAAAUUCAUGAAAAACUUCACGAGCUGCAAACUGGCCCCGUGUCUACGGCCCUCAAAGACGCCACCGAUCUACUUGACUCGUACCUAGCCGGAGCCGAUAAGCAUUACACUCAACUAAUUUCAGACCACGUCAAAAAGGACAUCCAAAAAGCCACCGACAAGCUCACCACCCACGCCCGCAAAACGUACGUCGAGGCCAUCAAGUUCCUGCUCACGGAGUUUGCCGGCAAGGUGAGGACUGAGUUGAGGGAUCUGCCCAGGAAAAUUGAUGCGGACUUGAAGAUUGGAUUUAAGGGGUUCAUGAAAGACUUCCACGUUCCUCUUACUAAUGAUUUACGCAACGGUGAUUAUACUGUUCAUAAGUUAUCAUACGCCUUUAAGCUCUGUUUCGGGCCAUGGCAAAUGCUGCUGGAACGUGAGAUCGACAGAGUGGAUAUGGAGGAAAGGAAAAGAAAGAAUCGCGCGCCGACAGUUUCUGAGGUUACGUACACUAAAAAGCUUAAAUCUGUUUUCGGCGCACUCGAUGAGGUGCUCAUGCACUUCACCAGCAAGAAUGGGUAUGACCAUGAGACGCACGGAAAGCUUGACAAGCUCGACGCUGAGAUCGCCGGACUAAAACCAGAAACCUUCGCCAAGCCGAACACUGCCAUACUCGACAGCAUUGCCGCUGGGCUCACCAAAUUUGUUAGUGAGAUGAGAAGCGUCUACAUAUCGAAGUAUGAUCGUGCGUUGCUUACCGAUGAUUUGACGACUAACCAUCGGAUUAAAGUCACAACCGAAAAAUCUGAGAAUACGUAUGAUUUGACAGCGUACGGCAAGAAGUGUUCGAAGGUGUGUCUCACCGUGUUUUCGAUUCUCUUCAACGCUCUGGUCGAGAUGAGGAGAGUAUGCGGUCAGGUUGGGAAUGUCAAGAGAAUCUAUGCGUCAACCAGCGACAAAAAGAAUCCGCUCGGUGAUUUCUUCCGGUCGAAUGGCUACCACGUUGCCACUGACUCUUCGAAGCAGGACGGUGAAUUGCGUAACCAUGGGGAGUGUAGGAGCCAUAACAUUUUGGAGCUGCUCGUUGCUCCAUCUGCGGUAUUUGAUAAGCGAUCGUCGCAGGAUCACUCCGGAUUACUUAAGGAUCUAUUUGACUACCUCCACUUUUACUACCAAAUCUGUCACUUUACUGCCACCUCCAAAAAACACCCGUCUUCAAUAUUCGAUAUGCUAUGCUGGCUGACCGGUCUCUCUCACAAUCGCGUCCAUCACGAGUUGACACUCAACGGUUUCGCUAACCUGUUUGAAAAACCACAGGAAACGGCAUCGGAAGCGAGUGAUCAAAACGCUGACCCUGUCGUUAGGGAGGAUGACGACACGGAUGACAGCGAGAUCACUCUCAAGACGGAAGAUGACAAUGCGUUGGAGGCUUACCCGAAGAAGAUCACAGCUACUUGCCUCUCGGAUACCCUCACAGCCGUAUGCCACCAAGCCGAAGAGACUCUUAUUGUUCUCUUGGGUCACGGCCACGGUGACGGCAUCUACGCCUGCGACUUCAACACCAACCCGCAAGGCUUCCAGUAUCCCACCAACAUGGACACCUUAGUAUGUAUGCUAUGCGAAAUCGUAAACCGCCUGUACAACCAACUGUAUUUCUUGUUAGAUCAGUGCAAACGUUCAACUUCGAUGAGUGGCUGGCGUGAGUGCGAAUACGGUCAAGGCGUCGGUGGCUCGGGUUGGCGGUGCAAUGACCUCAGCUGCGGCGAUUGCAACAGUGCCGAGAAAUGCAAAAGGCAUCCAAGGUGCGGCGUAAAAUCACCUCUACAAUCUUACCUAGAGGACGGGUUACGGGGCUUCCUACCGCAUAACCUAGAUGGGAACUCCGGCAAACUCAACUGCCCGGUCAAAAGCCAUACCAACGGGCCAUGCAAAACGCCCAUGGGCUUCAAGGAUAUUUCCAUCAUGGCAUCGCACAGGUACACUGGCAGGCAUAUUAGAUAUGUGCUUGCUGAGUUCUGCGGCACUGCGUCAUCUCCCCUCACUGCCAUGUGCUCUAUGCUCCGUUGUGUGCUGCCCAGUGCUCCCAAAACAUUUGAUCAGAUGUUCGCAUUCUUCCAAUGUUUGCUUGUCGACUGGAAUGAUCAGAGAUUUAAAUCACUUAUAACGCACAGAGAAGAGGCGUUCAACAGUGCCGUCAUUGCUGCAAAUUUUGAAAAUUCCAGUACCCAGCUGGAAAUCACGCCGAUGCUUGGAACUACAAGCCACAAAUUCGGUAAGCAUGCUGAUGGUGCUCUCUACUCCCUGUUAAGCUGUAAUCCGAGUUCCAACUCAUCUCACGCCUGUGGUCCUUACAUGAAACCUAUAUGCUCCGAAGUCAGCACAACGUUCACCGUCAAGCACGCCGAUCGGUAUCUGUCAUCCGUCCUCUAUUUGACGGAAUCAUUCUAUUAUGUGCUUCAGCAAUUGUUUGAGGAGUGCAAUAGCAAGUGUGGCAAACCGGGGACUAGAUGCAGUACGCAGAGCUGCGCAAAGGGCUGUGAAAGGCAACAGACCAAAAGAAGUGCUGACCCGAGUCACGAUCACGCCUGCAUUUCUGUUGUUAGCUGCCAGUCGACGCUACCCAUAUUAUACAAGUAUGGAUUUACUUUCCGAGACGCAGAAUCGCUAAAUGGAGCCAAGCGUAUCAACACCAAAAGGACGUGCGUCGAAUUUUGCAAGACAUUAGGGAAUGUUGUAAAACCAGGAAGCGUGCUCUACAACCUUGUGCACAAAACUAUCCCUGAAUUCCUCUUCAAAAUUCGCGCCCCCUUCAUCUGGCUCAACGUCGCCCUCUGGCUCCUCUCUUUCCUGUACCUGCUCCACAUCAUGGUCAUCCGCCUCGACCUGCUGCACAUUAAAUCGCAUUUGCAUAGUCCCUCGAGUCAUAGGAUAGCUGCUCAAUCACUACUCGCCGCUGCACGUGUUAACAAGCUUAACAGAGUGUUUUAUCUGCAGCCGUAA